AUGAAGAGAGCAAUUGACGCCUUAGUUGUUUUAGCAGGUAAGGUUUCAGAAUAUAACGCAAAAAUGAACCCACAAUGUUCUAAAUGUAAAGCAGCAAUUAGGAAAUAUAACUACUCCGUCAAAGAGAUAGAAAGAAUGCGAAACGACUAUGCAGACUUAAAGAAAGAAGCAGAAAAACCAGCAGAAAAUAAAAUGGAUAUGUUAGAAUUUCUUAAUAAAAACUAUCCAACAGCAGAAGAUUUCCUUCUAUCUGACGUCAAGAAGAAGUAUAAAGAAACUUUCGGUAUCGUUAAAACAUUCGAUGUACUAAAAGAAGAAAUAGAAGCUACGAAAUUGUUCAGGAUUUCAAAUAUACAUCGUACAAUUCAUGUAAAACGCUUAUAA
This is a messenger RNA of Trichomonas vaginalis G3, 384 nucleotides long. Its product is annotated as organellar and viral DNA polymerase type B. NCBI's taxonomy places the organism in Eukaryota, Parabasalia, Trichomonadida, Trichomonadidae. The transcript has a single exon. The record is from RefSeq and is a predicted model, not a curated record. The coding region runs from base 1 to 384 and encodes 127 amino acids.